Molecule: messenger RNA, 4137 nt
Organism: Heterostelium album PN500
Lineage: Eukaryota; Evosea; Eumycetozoa; Acytosteliales; Acytosteliaceae
Gene: abcC10
Product: ABC transporter C family protein
Exons: 5
Coding region: 1-4137 (1378 amino acids)
Biological process (GO): transmembrane transport
Cellular component (GO): membrane
Molecular function (GO): ABC-type transporter activity; ATP binding; ATP hydrolysis activity
Source: RefSeq, a predicted model, not a curated record
AUGACAGAAAUUGAAUUGGAAAGUCAUGAGGAGACUCCUCAAGGAAAAUCAUCUCCAGACAACUCCAAGAAACCAAAGGAGACUAGAGAUGAACGUUUAGAGAGAAAGAGAAAUAAACGUAAAGAUGUUCCAGGUUUCGGUGGAAAAAAGAGUCCAGAGGAGCAUGCCAAUCCAAUCUCAAGAUUAACAUGGGAUUGGGCAAAUAAAUUUGUAUGGUUUUGUUUUAGAAAUGUAUUGGAACAUAAACAUAUUUGGAAUUUAGCUAGUUUCGAUAGUGCAGAAUAUUUAACAAAGAAGAUCUCUGUCGAAUGGGAGAAAGAAAAAGUAAAACCAAAACCAUCAUAUACAAGCGCAGCAGUCAGAGCAUUUGGAUUAUAUUUCGCAGUGAGUUGGAUUUAUUAUGCAAUUUAUUGUGCUUCACAGUUUGUAGGACCAGAGCUUUUGAAAAAGAUGGUUAAAUAUGUUGCUCAAAGCAGAAUUCCAGAUUCCGGUGUCGAUCUAAAUAUGGGUUACUACUACGCCGUAGCACUCUUUGGAUCAUCUAUGAUUGGUUCUUUUUGUUUAUACCAAUCCAAUAUGAUAUCUGCAAGAGUUGGUGAUUAUAUGAGAUCAAUUAUUGUAUGUGAUGUCUAUCGUAAAUCAUUAAAGCUGAGUAAUGCAGCAAAGAGUAAAACAUCGGCAGGUGAAAUUGUCAAUCUUAUGAGUAACGAUGCUCAACGUAUGAUUGAAGUGUUCUUGUUGGUGAACAACGGUGUGUUUGCACCAUUCCAAAUCGUUGUUUGUAUUGUAUUGUUGUACCUAGCCAUUGGAUGGCCAACAUUUGUCGGUCUCGGAUUCAUGUUGAUCAUGGUGCCACUCAAUGGUAUGGCCGCGAAAAAGUUGAUUGCUAUCAGACGUGCUAUGAUUAGAUUCACCGAUGUCCGUGUGAAAACCACCAAUGAAAUCUUGCAGGCGAUCAAAGUCAUCAAGCUCUACGCCUGGGAAGACAGUUUCGCCAAGCGUAUCAUUGAGAAGCGUGCUGAUGAAGUCGUACAGCUCUUCCAAUUCACCUAUGUCAGAGCGGGACUUAUCUUCUUGGUUGCUUCGGUACCGACCAUCGUAUCGGUCCUCGUAUUCUCAACCUACUAUGCUGCGCUCGAUGAAUUUAAUGCAGCCGAUAUUUUCGCUGCCAUCGCCUAUUUGAAUAUUCUGAGAAUGCCACUUGGAUUCCUUCCGAUUAUCAUUGCUAUGAUUGCACAGUUGAAUGUCGCCGCACAAAGAGUCACUGAUUUCUUGAUGUUGUCAGAGAUGGACCCAAUUCCAGAGCCUGCCGAUCCAAACAAACCAAACGGUAUCUACAUUAGCAAUGCAACAUUCACUUGGAACGAAACCAAAGACGGUAGUUUCGAGUUGAAGGAUAUCGACUUGAGCGCAACCGGAAAGAAACUCACUAUGGUCGUUGGAAACGUCGGUAGUGGAAAGUCUUCGAUUUGCCAAGCGAUGCUUGGUGAUAUGACAUGUACCAGCGGUUCGAUUGAAUCGCGUGGAAAGAUUGCAUAUGUUUCGCAACAGGCUUGGAUUAUCAAUGCGUCGUUGCGUGAGAACAUUCUCUUUGGUUUGCCAAUGGACGAAGAGAAAUACCACAACGUAAUUCACGUCUGUGCGUUGGAGCGUGAUAUUGAGUUGUUCCCACAGGGUGAUCUCGUUGAGAUUGGUGAGCGUGGUGUCAAUCUUUCCGGUGGACAGAAACAGCGUGUUUCCAUUGCACGUGCAGUCUACUCUGACUCGGACAUCUAUAUUCUCGACGAUCCAUUGUCGGCCGUCGAUGCUCACGUUGGAAAGCAUUUGUUCCACAAGUGUUUCAACGGUGCACUCAAAGGAAAGACUGUCAUUCUCGCAGCCAAUCAACUUCAAUACCUGCCAUAUGCAAAUGAAGUGAUUGUCAUGAAUGCCGGUCUCAUUAGCGAGCGUGGUACCUACCACGAGAUUCUCAAAACCAAGGGAGAGUUCUCAAAGCAACUAGAGGACUACGGUAUCGAGGAGAUGGACGAAGAGGAUUCCGACGAGGAAGUUGUCAUCGAAGAGAAAACAAAGAAGGAGAAGAUCGUUCUUCAAAACAAAGACGGUACAUUGAUUCAACAGGAGGAGCGUGAAGAAGGUUCCGUUUCACUUGCAAUCUACUUGAAAUACUUUACAGCCGGUGGAGGAUUCCACUUUGCUUGUGCAUUAAUUUUGUUCAUGUUGGAUAUCACCGCGUCGACCGUUAGCAAUUGGUGGUUGUCUCAUUGGUCCAACGAAACAAUUAAUCUCACCAGCAAAGACGCCAAAUCAUCGGAGGGUUUGACCAGUCGUCAAUAUCUCUAUAUCUACAUCGGUAUUGGUAUUCUCGCUAUUAUAUUCUCAGGUUUCCGUAACUUUGUUUAUUUCAGCUACACUGUCAAAGCCGGUGAGACUCUACACAACCAAUUGUUCUCUGCUUUGUUGCGUGCUCCAAUGUGGUUCUUUGAUACCACUCCACUCGGUCGUAUUAUCAAUCGUUUCACUAGAGAUUUGGACGGUGUCGACAAUCUUAUUGCCGCUGCACUCUCACAUCGUUCGCCAAUUUUCGCACAUUUCUCCGAGACACUGGUUGGUGUAUCUACCUUGCGUGCCUACCGUACUCAAGAGCGUAACAUUCGCACCAACAUGCAACGUCUCGACGCCAACAACCAAGCAUUCCUUACACUCCAAGCCAUGAAUCAAUGGUUAGGUUUACGUUUGGAUCUCUUGGGUAAUUUGGUUAUUUUCUUCACCGCCAUCUUUAUCACUAUCGAUCGUGAAACCAUUGAGUUUGCCAGUGUCGGUCUUGCCAUGUCCUAUUCACUCUCGUUGACAGCCAAUCUCAAUCGUGCAACUCUCCAGGCUGCAGAUACUGAAACCAAGAUGAAUUCAGUCGAGCGUAUUGUCCAUUACAUCAAAGGACCGGUUGAAGCACUCCAAAUCGUUGAGGGUUCACGUCCACCUGCCAACUGGCCACAAGAAGGUGGCAUCACUUUCGACAAUCUCGUCAUGAGAUACCGUGAGGGAUUGGAUCCAGUGUUGAAGGGAAUCUCCUGUGAGAUCAAACCAAAGGAGAAGAUUGGUAUUGUCGGUCGUACCGGUGCCGGUAAAUCAUCGAUCGUUCUUGCUCUGUUCCGUUUGAUCGAAGCAUCGGAAGGUCGUAUCUUGAUCGACGGACAAGAUAUCUCCAAGUACGGUCUCAAGGAUCUCCGUCGUAAUCUCUCUAUUAUCCCACAGGAUCCAGUUCUAUUCUCUGGAACUUUGCGUUACAAUCUCGAUCCUUUCGACGAAUCGAAUGACGACGAGCUCUGGGAGUUACUCGAGAACAUCCAGCUUAACACCGUCGUCAAGGAGUUGGAGGGUGGACUGCUCUGCAAGGUGACAGAGAACGGUGACAAUUGGUCGGUUGGUCAACGUCAGUUGAUCUGUCUCGGUAGAGCACUCCUGCGUAAACCAAAGAUUUUGGUGUUGGACGAAGCAACUGCCAGUGUCGAUUCCUACACCGAUGCACUCAUCCAACAGACCGUCCGUACUAAAUUCUCAAAUUGUACUAUUCUCACUAUUGCACAUCGUCUCAAUACCAUUAUGGACAGUGAUCGUAUCAUGGUUUUGGAUGCCGGUCGUAUCAGUGAAUUCGACUCGCCACACGUAUUGCUCCAGAAUCCAAAUGGUUUGCUCACUUGGCUCGUUGAUGAGACCGGUCCACAAAACUCAGUCGUUCUCCGUAAGAUGGCCAAAGAAAGCUCCUACGGUGUUUCUCUACCAGAGGAAUUGACCGAGAGCAAGAAGAAACCAAACUCACAUUCACAAAAAGGACAAGCAAUUCCAAAGGUAAUCGAAACUCCAAUCAUCGAGACACCAAGUGUACAACCAGAAGCACCAGGACCAGUACAACCAGGACCAACCUCAAAUACUGUUGUAGGUGAUGAAGAAGAACAACCAACAUCUGAUAACAAUAAUAAUAAUAAUAAUAAUAAUAAUAAUAAUGUUGAUGACUCAAGUUCCUCUUCAGAUUCAACCAGUGACAGUGAGAGCAGUGAUGAAGAAUCAACUACCGGUACUACAAAUACUACUACUGCCACAACAUCAGAGACAACAACACCAAGCCAAACAGAUUAA